CCCAUUUUCCCUGAUUUUAUUCCAUGAAAGGACUCAAGCACAUGACUGCAUUUUCUAGGAUUUGUGGAAGAAAUAGCUUAGUAUUUUCCUUUGUAUGAGUGCCUUUAAAUUUCGGCCAUAGGCCUAUUGUAAUGCUCAGAUUUUUAUUCUUCAUUUCAAGAUAGAAAUACACUGGUUGUAUUCUGUUUUCAAAUCUUAAUUUCUAUAUCUUAAGGUUGGUUUCCUUAAGUGUGAGUGUUAGGUUCUAGUUAUUUAAUUGAGUGUGUAAUAUCUUAAUUAAAUUCUAGACUCAAACCCCAAGUGAGGAUAAGAGUGUGUUAUAUCUCUUAAAACCUACUUGGUUUUUAUCCCUUUUCCCCUCUUAUUUUCCCUUCCAAAUUUUCGGCCCUCCUAAAAAGCACAACCAGUAUCCCCCUUUUUCUCCCCUAUUCUUAUGCCUUUAAACCAUCUUAAAAAUCAACCCUUCAUCCUCCUCCAUAUACUCGACCAGUCCACUCCCCUCCCUUUCCAAACCCAAGCUUAAAUAUAUCACGUGGAAAGGUGGAUCUUAAACCCUGCAAAGUCUAGUUCAGAACUGUGGUCUCCCGGCUGACCUCCGUGUUGACUGAGAAGAGGAGGCAGUUGCUGGAACAAGCAAAUGUUCCGAUCGUCUAGUUCCGGCUCUAGCAAUGGCUACCACUACGAUGGAGAUGGCAGCAGCCUCGCUGCAGGCCGCCGUGGGAGAAGAAGGCUCAGCCGCGGCAGAGUACGCACCCAUGGAAAUGGCAAUGUCGAGAGUGGGGCUAGGGUUUCUCAUUCGCAACACCAGCAGCAAGAUGAAGUAGAAAGGCCUACCCCUCCUUGUACCGAAUUCGACAAGGCCUACUUUCACUCCUAUGCUCAUGUUGGAAUUCAUGAGGAGAUGAUAAAGGACCGCGCUCGUACAGAUGGUUAUCGGAAUGCUAUUUUUCAGCACCAGAAUCACAUUGCCGGAAAAGUUGUGGUUGAUGUUGGAUGUGGCACAGGUAUUCUCUCUAUAUUUUGCGCUCAAGCUGGUGCUAGACGGGUAUAUGCAGUAGAUGCCAGUGAUAUAGCAGUUCAGGCAAAUGAGGUUGUGAAAGCCAAUAACUUAUCUAACACAAUCAUUGUGCUUCAUGGACGGAUUGAGGAUGUUGAGAUAGAUGAAGAGGUUGAUGUUAUAGUUUCAGAGUGGAUGGGAUACAUGCUUCUUUAUGAGAGCAUGCUGGGCAGUGUCAUAACCGCUAGAGACAGAUGGCUGAAACCAGGUGGUCUUAUUCUUCCAUCGAGCGCAACGUUAUAUAUGGCACCAGUAACAAAUCCAGAUAGAUAUAGUGCAAGCAUAGACUUUUGGCGCAAUGUGUACGGGAUAGACAUGUCUGCUAUAAUGCCAUUAGCAAAGCAAUGUGCAUUUGAAGAGCCGUCUGUGGAAACAAUAAAUGGUGAAAAUGUCUUGACAUGGCCCCACGUGGUAAAGCAUUUAGACUGCUAUACUGUGACUAUUCAUGAGUUAGAACAUGUUAAAACGAGUUUCAGAUUUCAGUCAAUGAUGCGAGCACCAUUUCAUGGGUUUGCUUUCUGGUUUGAUGUGGAAUUCAGUGGUCCUGCAACAUUUCCAUCUAAUAUUGAUACACCUUCAUUCAUCGAGCAUUCAAAUGGUAACAACAUUGAUGGAAAACAGAGAAAGAAGCGUGCGAAUCCCAGUGAUUCCCUCGUGCUGUCUACAGCACCGGAGGACACCCCAACACAUUGGCAACAGACAUUGAUAUACUUCUAUGAUCCAAUUGACGUGGAGCAAGAUCAAGUUAUUGAAGGCUGUUUAGAAUUGUCACAAAGCAAAGAAAAUGCUAGGUUCAUGAACAUUCAUUUGAAGUAUUCAGCCGGUGGGCGUUCCUUUGUUAAAGAAUCAGUGAUGCGAUAAAUGCCAAAAUAUGGUUUUCUACUGGUAGUUCUGUGAUAUUAAUUUUCAUCUGGUCAGAUUGAUGUGUUUUAUACAGUGCUCGGGGUCGUUCCUAUGUAAGAGUCAUUUUGUUUUUUUUUUUCAAAACUAAACUUCUUUGGGAGAAAAGAGUAGAAAUAAUAAAUAUUAUUUGUAUUAGUUUCCUUAUAUAUAUUAGUGAUUAAUAGUUCCAAGUUGAGUCUGAUUCUGCUGUACCACAGAGCAGUGAUUUAUUCAAUUCAGUAAACGGAGGUGCAGCUGGGAUUUAUUAUUUUGGUUCAUUCUCACAUGGAUUUGUCUGUUCGUUGGAGGGGUAGUGAUUUAUUUAAGCGACAAAUUGAGGUUAAUCAU
Cuscuta campestris is the source of this 2287-nucleotide messenger RNA. The record is from the annotation of a GenBank genome assembly. NCBI's taxonomy places the organism in Eukaryota, Viridiplantae, Streptophyta, Magnoliopsida, Solanales, Convolvulaceae.